UGGGACUAGUCUUUGUGAUAGGUCUAUCCUUAGUCUCUCCGUUUACAGUAAACCUUCAUUGUUGUUGCUGCUGAAAUACUCCGAAAAGUAGAAACAAGACAGAAACAAGACUAAUUGGACUGAUUCUACAAUUGGCCGUUUUGAAGGGAAGCCCCCCGCCCACCUCCGGUGCCAAAAUGCCGUUGGUGACAAGGAACAUCGAGCCUCGCCAUGUGUGCCGCCAGGUGCUCCCCCCAAAAAUCCGCAGCGAGCUGGAAUGUGUCACCAACAUCAGCCUCGCCAACAUCAUACGCCAGCUAGGCAGCCUCAGUAAGUAUGCAGAGGAUGUGUUUGGAGAGCUGUUUGUGCAGGCGGGGGCAUUUGCUAUCAGGGUGAACUCACUGGGAGAGAGAGUGGACCGUCUACAGGUCAAAGUCACCCAGCUCGACCCUAAAGAGGAGGAGGUCUCUCUGCAGGCCAUCACCCAGAAGAAAGCGUUUCAUAGUAAUCUGACUCAGGACCAGCAGUUGUUCUGUAGACCCUCUUUGCCACUGCCUGUACAGGAGACCUAUCUGACCUGUAACCCUCCUCCGCCACUCAACAACCUCAGCCAGUACAGGGACGAUGGUAAGGAUGCUCUGAAGUUCUACACGGACCCCUCCUACUUCUUUGACCUGUGGAAGGAGAAGAUGCUGCAGGACACCAAGGACAUCAUGAAGGAGAGACGCAAACACAGGAAGGAGAAGAAGGACAAUCAGAGUCUGCGGACUCUGAAUCCCAGGAAGAUCAAGACCAGAAAGGAUGAGUGGGAACGCCGCAAGAUGGGGGAAGAGUUUGUGGUACCCAAGAACGACAUGGGAGAAUCUCUUGAGGGUCUGAAUGGCAGUAUUGGUUCAGGAGAAGGCUGUUAUUCCCCCGAUGGUUUAGACCAGAGUACAGGGUCGUACGCCUUCGAACCUGGCUCCCCCCUCCCUCCCCCUGCUCCCGAUGACUUCCUGCCCCCUCCACCCCCAGACAUGGCUUAUCAUGACGGACAGUACGGAGCACCAACCCAGAAGCGCACCAGCGUUCUGAGCCCCACACACCCUCCUCCAGCCCCUCCCAUGCCCUCUUCUGCUCCCAUUGGCUCCCGGCCCAACCUGGCCCCUCCCCCUGCCCCACCUCCCUCUCCCCCCUCUGGCUUUGGAGUCCCUCUCCCUCCUCCCCCCUCUGGAUUUGACUCCUCCCCUCCCCCUCAUCUCUUCUCCUCUACCUAUCCCUCCCCCCCUUCCCCACCUCCCCAUUUCUCCCAGACCUCCAUCUCUCCGCCUCCUCCCCCCUCUCUCCCCCAGGGUGGUGGCGCACCUCCUCCUCCUCCUCCCCCGCCUCCCCCAGGCCCUCCUCCCCCCUCUUCUGGCCCUCACCCCCGUCCUUCUAUUGGGGCUCCCCCUCCUCUCAAACCCACCCAGGUUCAGCCAGAAGCCCCCGCUGAUGCUCACAAUGACCUGCUGUCAGCUAUCCGGCAAGGUUUUAACCUGCGUAAGGUGGAGGAACAGAAAGAGCAGGAGAAGAAGGAUAACUACGGCAAUGACGUGGCGGCCAUCUUGUCUCGCCGUAUUGCUGUGGAGUGCAGCGACAGCGAGGACGACUCCUCGGAGUUGGACGAUGACGAUUGGUCCGAGUGAGACCUCCUUCAUCACCGCCACGGUCUUCCUCAGUCCUCCUCAGAGAGAAUGCGUCAUGUCCUUUUGCCAUUACUUAUUUAUAACCAAUGAUCUGAGGAGUAGAGGGCCAAAGACAAGUGUGUCCUCAGGGUUCCACACUCCUGUCUAAGCCAAUCACAUUCCCUGUAUGCUUUAUGUAUGACUUAACUGAGAAGCCAAUGACUUAAGUAUGGAGAACGGUCCAAAUAUAAAAAAGCCAAUUAUUUCUAAGGGGCAGAGGGCCAAAGGUGUGUGUGUGUGUGUGUGUGUAAUGAGAAUUAUUCUCACAGAUAACGUACAGUAUAUCGUAUAGAUAUUGAUCCUUACAUGCAUACACAGACACACAGUCCCAUAAUGGUAUAAUUGAUGAACUGUGUUAUGUAUUAAGAAUCAUAUUUUACGUAAAGAUAGUUAAAAGAUGUGCUAAAUAAGACACACAGCACAAAGAAAGGUUUUUAUUGCAGUUUUCUUUUUUUUCCUCCUGUCUUUCGCUCUGUUGUUGGCAUGGGAAUGGUUACCUAGGUGACGGAGGGACUUACUCAUAGGUGGGGGGGAUAGAAAGAGAAUGUAUUUAUAUAAAUAGGAGGACGUUCAGCAGAACCAAGUCUUCUGAACCUUAUCUAAACGUUCUGUAACAUUCCGAGUCAGCUCUAGCUCAAAAACACAAUGUCCCCUGACUGUCAAAACAUGCUCUGCCCAAUAAGUGAUCCCUCUUUUGCCCCUAGACCCGCCCCUCCAUAAGUGCCUUUUGCUUUUCAUGUUCAUAUGCGAGGAGGACGAAGUUACCCUUAGACAGUAAUCUAGGGUCAGGUUGCUUAUUUCCCCAUCACCGUAGGAUUGGAGUAUGGGUAACUGAUCCUAGAUCUGUGUCUGAGACAACUUGAUUGUCUUCUGUUUUAGUGCCUUCUGUUUGUUUGAAAUCCAAAGUGUAAAGCCACAAUCAGACCUGAACAUGUUAUUAUCCAACCACCUGUUUCUGCAUGUCUUGUCUGUCUCUCAACUUUAUCAGUGAUGAUUAUUACAAUAAUAAAGAUACAAUGAACUACA
Molecule: messenger RNA, 2708 nt
Organism: Coregonus clupeaformis (lake whitefish)
Lineage: Eukaryota; Metazoa; Chordata; Actinopteri; Salmoniformes; Salmonidae
Product: wiskott-Aldrich syndrome protein family member 2-like
Biological process (GO): actin cytoskeleton organization; positive regulation of Arp2/3 complex-mediated actin nucleation
Cellular component (GO): cytoskeleton
Molecular function (GO): protein kinase A regulatory subunit binding; actin binding; Arp2/3 complex binding
Source: RefSeq, a predicted model, not a curated record